AUGUCUGUCUCAUUGCUGCGGUCGCGUCUUGCCGCCACCGGCCUGAAAUCCGUCCCCCGAUCGACAUGCCCCUCGCGAAACUCUCUCAGAACUUCAAUCCCUCGUCGCUAUAAUUCGAGCUCAGCCGGCAGCUCUGGUGGCGGAUUCAAGGUGGCAGCUUAUAGCACUGCGCUGGCGGCUGCUCUAUAUGCUUCAUACUACUAUACGACCGACACGCGAGCAUUCGUCCACCGAUAUGUCGUCCCGCCGCUGCUGCGAACCGUCGUCCCCGAUGCCGAAGAUGCGCACCAUUUGGGCGUUACAGCGCUGAAGCUGCUCUACGAAGUCGGCUUGAACCCCCGAGAACGUGACGCCGCUGCCAACAGCUCUAGCCUCUCAGCCACCGUAUUCGAGCACCAAUUGGCGAACCCGAUCGGCAUCUCGGCUGGUCUGGACAAGGACGGCGAGAUUCCCGAUGCGCUGUUUGCGCUGGGAGCCGGCGUUGUCGAAGUCGGUGGCUGCACGCCGCUGCCGCAAGAGGGAAACCCCAAGCCCCGAGUCUUUCGCGUGCCGAUUCUCGAUGGAAUGGUCAACCGAUACGGCCUCAACUCAAAGGGAGCUGACGACAUGGCGAUCCGCCUGCGCGACCGACUUCGACGAUUUGCGCGCUCAAUAGGAGUCACCGAGGAGGAAAUCAUUAGUGGAGAGGCCGGUGUUCCCGUAGGAAGCUUGAAGCCUGGACGCAUACUGGCCGUGCAAAUCGCAAAGAACAAGGAGACCAACGAAAAGGACGAGCAGGCCAUCGCCUCCGACUAUGUCUACUGCACAAAGCGGUUGGCCCGCUACGCCGAUGUUCUGGUCGUCAACGUCAGCAGCCCCAACACGCCAGGUCUCCGAGACCUUCAAGCUGCAGAGCCCUUGACGCGGCUACUUGCCGCCGUUGUCGACGAGGCAUCUCGAACCGACAGAAAAGUGCGCCCCAAGGUCAUGGUCAAGGUUUCUCCCGACGAGGACGAAGAUUCGCAAAUGGAGGGCAUCGUCCAGGCUGUGCAGAAGAGCGGAGUCGACGGCAUCAUUGUGGGAAACACCACCAAGCGAAGAACCGGCCUCAACCCCAAGGGAGCCAAGCUCUCAGUCAGAGAGCAAAAGGCGCUGAUGGAGACGGGCGGCUACUCUGGCCCUGCCAUGUUCGACCGCACAUUGGACCUCGUCGGCCGAUACCGCAAGAUGCUCGACUCGCAGCCCAGCGAUGGCAAGGGUGAGCAAAAGGUGCUUUUUGCGACUGGAGGCAUCACGAAUGGAGAGCAGGCGUUGAAGGUGCUGAAUGCUGGUGCAAGCGUAGCGAUGGUGUACACGGGUUUGGUUUAUGGAGGAGUUGGAACGGUCACAAGGAUGAAAAAGGAGAUGCGCGAUGCUCUAUAG
Molecule: messenger RNA, 1401 nt
Organism: Trichoderma breve
Lineage: Eukaryota; Fungi; Ascomycota; Sordariomycetes; Hypocreales; Hypocreaceae
Product: dihydroorotate dehydrogenase domain-containing protein
Exons: 1
Coding region: 1-1401 (466 amino acids)
Biological process (GO): 'de novo' pyrimidine nucleobase biosynthetic process; pyrimidine ribonucleotide biosynthetic process
Cellular component (GO): mitochondrial inner membrane; cytoplasm
Molecular function (GO): dihydroorotate dehydrogenase activity
Source: RefSeq, a predicted model, not a curated record